Molecule: messenger RNA, 898 nt
Organism: Myotis lucifugus (little brown bat)
Lineage: Eukaryota; Metazoa; Chordata; Mammalia; Chiroptera; Vespertilionidae
Product: granzyme B-like
Biological process (GO): proteolysis
Cellular component (GO): intracellular membrane-bounded organelle; cytoplasm
Molecular function (GO): serine-type endopeptidase activity
Source: RefSeq, a predicted model, not a curated record
CUUCCUUCCUCUUCUGGGCAUAAAAACAGAGCACAGAGAAACACCAGCAGCUCUGACCUGAGCAGUCUUCCUGGGAAGAUGCAGCCACCCCUGCUCGUGCUCCUGCUGGCCUUUUUCCUGCUCCCCUCGGCAGAGGCAGGGGAGAUCAUCGGGGGACAUGAAGCCAAGCCCCACUCCCGACCCUACAUGGCCUUCCUUCGCAUUCAAGAUGAGGAGGAAAAGUCCAGGAGGAAGUCCAGGUGUGGCGGUGUCCUUGUGGGAGACAACUUUGUUCUGACAGCUGCUCACUGCAAUGGACGCUCAAUCACAGUCACCCUGGGUGCCCACAACAUCGAAAAGCAGGAGAAGACCCAGCAGAAGAUCCCAGUGAAAAGAGCCAUCCCACACCCAGACUAUGAUGACAGUACAUUCACCAAUGACAUCAUGUUACUGCAGCUGGAGAGAAACAUCAAGCGAACUGAUGCUGUGAAGUCCCACCGACUGCCCAAGGGCAAGGACCUGCCGAGGCCAGGAGAGAAGUGCAGUGUGGCCGGCUGGGGGCUAGUCACAAGGAAUGGCCCUUGCUCAGACACUCUGCAGGAGGUAGAGCUGACCCUGCAAAAUGAUUCGAAGUGUGAAAAUCUCUUUGAGGAUUACAACAGGACCAUUCAACUCUGUGUGGGGGACCCAACAAAAAAGAAGUCUUCCUUUAAGGGGGACUCCGGGGGGCCUCUCCUGUGUAGAAAUGGGAUCCAGGGCAUUGUCUCCUAUGGAAACAAGUAUGGGACACCUCCACGAGUCUUCACCAAAGUCGCCAGUUUCCUUCCCUGGAUAAAGAAAACCAUGAAAAGCCUCCAACUGCAGGACCCAGAACAUCUUCUCUGGAGCUAAUCCAGGACCACACUGCGGGGAGGGAGGU